This is a messenger RNA of Enhydra lutris kenyoni (northern sea otter), 498 nucleotides long. RefSeq names its product CMRF35-like molecule 2. The record is from RefSeq and is a predicted model, not a curated record. Lineage: Eukaryota; Metazoa; Chordata; Mammalia; Carnivora; Mustelidae. Gene Ontology annotation, cellular component: plasma membrane. Gene Ontology annotation, molecular function: transmembrane signaling receptor activity.
GCCAGAGACAGGACCAUGCGGCUGUCUCCAGUUCUGCUCCUUCUCUGCCUCUCAGGCUCUUUGUCCCUGACAGGCCCCAGCUCUGUGACGGGCACCUUGGGUGGCUCUCUGAGUGUGCAGUGUCAGUACGAGGAGGUAUACCAGAGGUAUAGCAAAUACUGGUGCCGAGGACAGUAUGACGCAACAUGUGAGAAGAUCGUGGAGACCAAGGGAGAAGAGAAAGAAGAGAGGAGUGGGCGUGUGUCCAUCAGAGACCAUGCUGAUAACCUCACCUUUAUAGUGACCAUGGAGAACCUCACUGCAGACGAUGCUGGAUCCUACUGGUGUAGAAUUCAGACAGUAUGGCUCCUGGAUGUGUGGUCACAUGACCCUUCAUUCCACGUUAACGUGUUUGUUUCCACAGGGCUGGGGCCUCACUCCAUUGCCUGGGAGGCCCCUCCAUGCUGCACCAAGACUAUCUCCACCAUGAUCUUUGGAAACCUGUACCAAAGGAAAUAG